AUGUCGACUACAGAAGCAUCCACGGAACCUACUGAACCCUUUCCGUCCGAGUCAACGACUACUUUAGCUGAAACCACCACUACAGAGACCGAAACCACCACAGUUAAGCCCACCACUACCACUGCUGACAUGACAACUACAACUGGCUGUGACAGCGUUACCCCCCUGACAACAGUAGUUUUGGCUAGCCCGACGCCUGUCUUUGAUGACGACCUUGACCAUGAUAACGACUAUGUUAAGGUCACUCUGCCUUGGGCUCCGAAUCGAUCAAGCGGCACCAGUAUCAUUGUCAGUGUAAACGGUGUUCUGUCGAUUCCCAGUGAGAAUGGUGGCCCCGGAGCUGCUGUAAACGAACCACUCAAGUCUUCCAUUCUGCCACCCUGGUCUUUCUUACCAUACUGGGACGACUUCUAUCUUGAUCGAGCCAAAGGUCAUACCGUUGUCUACGAAGUGUUUCAAGGCUUAUAUGGUCGCCAGGUCAAUUUUGAGUGGGUUGUAGGAAAACAAAACGAAGGUGGUAUCUUUCAUUUUGAAGCUACCUUGUAUGAGGAUUACCCUAACGACAUGGCAUUCCAAUACUACAAGAUGCCUGACUCUGGUGGGAGUGCAACAGUCGGCUGGCAAAAACCGAUAAACUCUGGAUCUUUUGUUCAAUACUGUUUCAAUGAGGCCGGUAAAGUGCCAGAUGGAUUCAAGAUCAAUUUUGUCACAACUGACCGACAAGCUUACCCAAGCAGUUUUGACAACACUGAGUGUGGGAAGGGCGCCGAUCGAGCAUAA
This is a messenger RNA of Fusarium poae, 780 nucleotides long. RefSeq lists its product as uncharacterized. The record is from RefSeq and is a predicted model, not a curated record. The coding region runs from base 1 to 780 and encodes 259 amino acids. Lineage: Eukaryota; Fungi; Ascomycota; Sordariomycetes; Hypocreales; Nectriaceae. The transcript has a single exon.